This is a messenger RNA of Xylona heveae TC161, 240 nucleotides long. RefSeq lists its product as hypothetical. Bases 53 to 229 code for a protein of 58 amino acids. The record is from RefSeq and is a predicted model, not a curated record. NCBI's taxonomy places the organism in Eukaryota, Fungi, Ascomycota, Xylonomycetes, Xylonales, Xylonaceae. The transcript has a single exon.
CUUUAUUCUUUAUGAUAUCUCAAUUUUCUCAACUUUCUUUUUUUUUCUUUAAAUGACGGACAGCUGGGAUCUGGCACCACAUGCUCUGUUACUUCUACUUUCGACUUCUAUCUUUGUUGACGUUGACAUUUUCAAAUUGCGUACGUCGGAGCGCGUUUUAUUUUCGGUCCUAGGUUUUAGGUCUUCGGUCUUAGGUCUUGGGUCUUGGGUCUUAGGUCUUAGGUUUUAGGGGCUUAGGAU